Messenger RNA from Sinocyclocheilus grahami, 1799 nucleotides. RefSeq names its product protein quaking-A. The record is from RefSeq and is a predicted model, not a curated record. Gene Ontology annotation, molecular function: mRNA binding. The coding region runs from base 248 to 1399 and encodes 383 amino acids. The transcript has 8 exons. Gene Ontology annotation, biological process: regulation of mRNA splicing, via spliceosome. Gene Ontology annotation, cellular component: nucleus. NCBI's taxonomy places the organism in Eukaryota, Metazoa, Chordata, Actinopteri, Cypriniformes, Cyprinidae.
UCCUGAGCGGUAGCGCGAGCUCAGUACAACGAAGAGAACCCAGCCAGUUCACAUCGCGCGACUCUAGCGAAGGGAGAGAAAGAGAAAGAAAGAGAGAGCCUGCACCUUAAAAUCAGCGCUUAUAUCCGGAGAGGGUCGCCGCAGCCUGGAGGGGGAACGAGGGAUUUGAUCUGCACCGUUAUUUUUUUCUUUUGUGCUUUCUUUAUUUCUUUUCUGGGGGAAGGAUUGUGAGCGUUUGCGUGCAAAGAUGAUGGUCGGGGAGAUGGAGGUGAAGGAGAGACCGAGGCCGAGUCCCGACUAUCUCAUGCAGUUAUUGAACGAGAAGAAGCUCAUGACUAGUUUACCGAACCUGUGCGGCAUCUUCACACACCUGGAGAGACUCUUGGACGAAGAGAUAACCAGAGUGAGGAAGGACAUGUAUAACGACACAGUGAACGGUCUGGUGGACAAACACCCCCUGGAGUUACCAGAGCCAUUGGGACCCAUCGUACAUCUACAGGAGAAACUCUUCGUACCAGUCAAAGAGUAUCCAGAUUAUAAUUUUGUUGGGAGAAUUCUUGGCCCUCGUGGACUCACAGCAAAGCAACUGGAGGCAGAGACUGGCUGCAAGAUCAUGGUUAGAGGGAGAAGCUCCAUGAGAGACAGAAAGAAGGAGGAGCAGAACAGAGGGAAGCCAAACUGGGAGCACCUAAAUGAAGACCUGCACGUGCUGAUCACAGUGGAGGACACACAGACACGUGCCGAGAUCAAGAUGAGAAGAGCUGUCGAAGAAGUCAAGAAGCUACUGGUGCCUGCAGCGGAAGGAGAAGAUAAUCUAAAGAAGAUGCAGCUUAUGGAGCUGGCCAUUCUAAAUGGAACAUACAGAGACACCAACAUCAAAACACACACCCUUGCGUUCUCUCUUGCAGCAGCGGCAGCAGCUGCUCAAGGCCCGCGUCUGAUCGCGGCCCCUGCAGGUCAGGUCCUCCCCCCGUCUGCCCUCAGGCCCCCCACUCCGGCAGGGACCCCCAUCAUGAACAUCAUUCGGCCCACUCAGAUGGCCACUGUGUUACCCAAUGGCACCCCUACCCUGGUGCCCCCGACGCCCGACGCGGGCAUUAUCUACACCACGCCCUAUGACUACCCUUAUGCCUUGGCACCCACGUCUCUGCUGGAAUAUCCUAUCGAGCACAGCGGAGUCCUAGGUAAGCGGGCGUGGGGGCUUGGCACUUCACCCUUCGGUGCCCCGCAAGAGGGUAUUGCCGGGUUGUUUUACGGGGGCAUGUUGGAUGGGUCGUCACCCGGCCCAGUUCAGGACUCACUGAAAGGUGCAAUGGCUACUAAAGUGCGGAGACAUGAUUCACGGGUCCAUCCUUACCAAAGGAUAGUGACCACAGACAGAGCCGCCACCGGCAACUAACAAAUGACCUCUGAACUCUUCACCCAAUGAUGAGCCGCCCAAGCCUGCCUGCUGAUCAGAUUAACUGGUAAUUGCCUUUUGCUAGCCUGGUGGACGCAGAGAGAGAGGCACCUGUCCAAGCAGUGAUCCUAACAUAAACCAACAUAAAACUCAACAACCCUCCAUACCAACACACAUUGUGUAGCGAUAACAACGAUGAUACUCUAUUAUUUUGUUUUUGUUUUUACUAUUAUUUCUUUCUUUUUCUUUUAAAAUCUCAAAUGACUGGGUGGAUGUUAACAGUGAUAUUGUGUUACCCGAAAAUCUGCACUAAAGUUUAAAAGCAAUAAAGAAGCAUCUUCUGCUAAUUCAGCCCUUAAAUGAAUUUAUACUCAAAGCUCCAAUAUAAAAAAAAAAAUGA